Rhopalosiphum maidis (corn leaf aphid) is the source of this 1363-nucleotide messenger RNA. RefSeq names its product amyloid beta A4 precursor protein-binding family B member 1-interacting protein-like. The record is from RefSeq and is a predicted model, not a curated record. Lineage: Eukaryota; Metazoa; Arthropoda; Insecta; Hemiptera; Aphididae. The transcript has 7 exons. The coding region runs from base 18 to 1013 and encodes 331 amino acids.
UCGGCACACAACCUCGGAUGCAUCGUCAGUUACCGUCAGCCGGCUGUACUGUUGUGAGCAUUGCGUGCGGCACCAUGUGGUCCAAUUUGUGGAUUGUCGUCAUUUAUUUCGUCAUCGUUGUCACAGAAGCACAUCCGGAUAAUACCAAGAAGCUAUAUCAGAACGAGUUGCAGACUGACCAGUCUACACGUGAAAAUCGGACUAAUGUGAAUCUUGUGAAAGACAGUUCUAAUGAAUUAAAUUCUAACCUACAACAAUCCACAAAGUCUUAUAAAAAGUUACCCGCACCAAUGGUGGAUGAUGAUCUUUUGGAAUUUUUGGUUCGCGUGGCGGACAAUCCAGCAGAGUGGAAUAAAAUUCGUCGUGUUUUAAGUAUGCUGGGCCGGGACGAGACGGGCACGCCGACUGCGGCUGCGGUGGCGGCCGACGACAGUAACCACGUCGGCGCGGCCGCCAUCCAGACCGCGUCGUCCACUUCGACGCCGACGCCGCCGCCGCCGCCGCCGCGGGCCACCACUCCGACGUCCCCGAAGAUCGCGGCCACGGUCGCGAACGUGAUAGGCUACGGACGCGGUCUGAAACACCAACCAGCGCCGCCGCCGCCGCCGCCGACCACGUCGUCACCGUCGUGGCCGUCGGGCGACUGGAUAAUGAAAGCGGUGCAAGACAUGAAAGCGGCGGCCAGGGCUCGGGGGAUCGGGGCCGGGGGCGAGGACUACGACGGCGACGACGACGGCAACGAUUACGAUUACGACGACGACGAGAUCGAACAGAUCGAAGAACCGACUGCCGCGCCGCCGCCGCCUCCGUCUCCUCCCGCACGGCCGUCACGGCAGCCGCUGCUCAGGACGGUGGCCGGUCACAUGUCGCGGUACGAGUUCAAGCGGUUGGACGGCAGGCCGGACGACGGUCGGGUAAACGGCACGUACGUGGCUGUCAUCGAGAGCGAUCGUCCGCCGCGCGUCGUCAUCUACGACCCGGCGAGGCAGAAAAAACCAAGAACCGACAAAUAAUUUCAACAGAAGACAGUGGAUGACGCGACUUGCAAACGGCAGCUAAAAACCGCCCGAAAGAAUAAUAAUUUCCGCAUAGUAAUACACACACAUACACACACAUAUACAUACAAAACACACAAAGAAAAGAAGUUUGUUGUAUUGAUUAAAUGAUAAAUUAUUAUUAUUAUAUAAUAUAACAAAACACGUCUGGUUAAACAUUUCUCUCGUUCAUAUUAUUUUAAUGCGUUUUAAUUUUUCGAUGUUACGACCAAAAUUGACAUUGUCACGUAUUAAAUUUUAAUUAAUAUAAUAUUAUUAUAAUAAAAUUAAAUAUCAUAAGUUGUAAUUACCGUGUGCUGUAUACACAU